Molecule: messenger RNA, 681 nt
Organism: Centruroides sculpturatus (bark scorpion)
Lineage: Eukaryota; Metazoa; Arthropoda; Arachnida; Scorpiones; Buthidae
Exons: 1
Coding region: 1-681 (226 amino acids)
Source: RefSeq, a predicted model, not a curated record
AUGGAUCCACUUCAAGAGGAAACCGAAAAGGAAUUUACUAUUUUCUUAAGAGAUUUUUCUACAAAUUAUAACAAUGUCACAGAAUAUAGAUUUAAUACAAAAAACGAAUAUGAAUUUCUCAAGAAUUAUACUUUAAAUGAAAAUAUUGGCUUUUUCGGCACUGUUUACAAUAGAAGCUAUUUCAGUCGACAUAAACAAGAAAGAAAAUUUGCGAAAUACAAUUUCGAGACAAACGAAUUGACGUCAGGAAAUGUGACUCCUGACUUAUUUCAAACAAGUCUAUUUUUGUCUUUUGUAUUGUUUUUUCCAGAGGAGAAUUAUCUUUGGGCAAUGUACGAAACAAAUUAUUCUGAUUCAAAAAUAUAUUAUCAUCUGUUAAAAAUUGAUCCACGGAGUUUAGAAAUUGUCUUCAGCAAGUCUGUAAAUUUUCACGAAUGUAGAACAGAAAAUAUAUUGAUUACAUUUGGCAGGAUUUACUGCGUCGACAUCAAGGAGCAGAAAAUUGAUUUAUUGCAGGAUAUAUACGAAAGGAAAAAUCGAAAAAUUACAUUAAAUUUACCUACAACUAAUUUGGAUUUAAAACGUAAUAUUGUCUUUUAUAAUUACAGAAGUCGACAUCUCUAUGUAUAUGACCAGUUUAUAUUUAAGAGAUACAAACUCCAUUGUUCUAAAGAAGAUUAA